ACCUGUGUUCUGGGGUGUGAGGAAGACGUCGGUCGUGAUAUCGGUGACGCGCAUGCUCAGUGCGGUGACGCCGCGGCUGUGUGUGUGUGUGCGUGCGUGCGCGAGAGAGCGGCGGAUUAUUUGUCAGCGAGGCGGCGGAGCGGCGCGAGCGAGAGGGUUUCCCGGGAUUAUCCGAGUGAAUUACCGGCCGAACCGCCGGGAAGAGCCGCGCUGAGAAGAACGGAGACCCGUGAAACCCGCUCAAACGCGCUGGAGAAGCAUCUGAUGGAUCAGAUCGAGGUUCAGUUUGAGAUCAGGCAGGAACAGAUUCACUGGAUUCAUUAGCAGCUGGUUUCUACAGCAGCCUGCAGCAGAAGACCAUGAAGUGAUCUUUGGGUCACAUGACUGAGAGUCUGAUCAACACUAGAGUUCAAAAGUUUGGGGUGAUGUCCGAGGACGCGGUGAGGCAGACGCGCAGUCAGAAGCGCGCUCUAGAGCGGGAAUCUCUGCUCACAGACGGGAAGCGGCUAAAGCUGGAUGGCUCCCGAUCCGUCCAGGACUCCAGCAUCCUGAAGGCCACCAUCAAAGUGGAGCUGCAGACGGGAGACGAGCCCAUGGACAUAAGCAACACCGCGAUGAAGAGCGAGGCGCGGUCUCCGUCACCCGAGGAUGUCAUCGUUCUGUCGGACGAGACGCCCAGUCCACAGAUGAACGGAAGAAAUCACGUCAAAGAGCUGGACACGGAUCUGCUGAUGAGGAGUUCUCCGGAGGAGCGCAAGCGCGUCGUCAGGCAGCUGAAGGAGGAGCUGCGUUUAGAGGAGGCCAAACUCAUCCUGCUCAAGAAACUCAGACACAGUCACACACACAAAGACUCCGGCGCACAGAAGCCGGCGGCUCCUGUGUCCAGCGCUACUCCUCCUCUGGUCAAGAAAUCUGCUGCUGUGAAAACUACAGCACCGGUGAUCUCCGCUCGGGCUUCUGGGACGGUGAUUCCUCCUCCGCUGGUGCGCAGCGCUCAGCUGUCCAAACACAGCGCUCAGAUCAUCAUGCCUCCGCUGGUCAGAGGAGCUCAGUCGAUCUCGGUGUCGCCGCAGCAGGUCUCCAGCCUCAGACAGAACUCAUCCUCAGGGCCUCCUCCGCUGCUCCUCGCUCCCAGAGCCGUGGUCAGCAGCGUCCAGGGACAGAAGAUCAUCCAGCCCGGCCUCAUACGCAUGACCACCAUCCCCAGCACAGGCCUGCUUCUCAGCAUCAGCCAGGCCGCCAGCUCAAACCUGAAGUCUGGGUCGGUCAUGUUGAACGCCGGUCAGUCGGCUAAACUAGUGCUGCGCAAACAGCUGGAGAAGACGCUGCUGGAGAUCCCUCCGCCCAAACCGCCGGCACAGCAGCUCAGCUUCCUGCCCUCGGCGGCCAAUAACGAGUUCAUCUACCUGCUGGGGCUGGAGGAGGUGGUGCAGAACCUGCUGGAGUCUCUGGGCCGAGGUAAGCAGGGUCUGUACGCCGGUUUGGUGGUCAGCGCCGGAGAGCCGUGCUGCUGCUCCCAGUGUCAGACGGACUUCACCUGCCGCUGGCGCCGAGACAAGGGCGGAGCCGUCAUGUGUGAGCAGUGCAUGUCGUCCAAUCAGAAGAAGGUGCUGAAGGCAGAUCACACCAAUCGGCUGAAGGCGGCGUUUGUCAAGGCACUUCAGCAGGAGCAGGAGCUUGAUAAGCGCGUGCUGCAGCAGGCCACAUCAUCUGCCUCUUCAUCAUCAUCAUCAUCCUCCUCUGCUCAGGGGAUGAGGGCGGAUCAGGUCAAAGCACGCCCCUCAUCUUCAGCUCAGACCGGGAGCCGCUCCGCCACAGCCGUCAAACAGGUGUCUCAGAGUGCGUUGGCUCGUAGCGUGCAGUCGUCUGCGAUGCGCGUCGUUCCUCACGCCUUCUCCCCGUCCUCUCAGCUGCAGAACGCCGUGGCGGCCGCCGCUCUGGUCAGCAGGCCAGGUAAGCAUGCAGAGCGUCAGGGGUCAAAGGUCAGCAGCAGCAGAGGCAGCAGCAGCGUGAGGAAACGGAGCAGCAGCGCAGCAGGUGUGACCAUGGCCUAUGUGAACCCCAGUCUGUCGGUCCAGAAGCCGUCGGUGGUGGAGCGUCACAGAGAGUAUCUGCUGGACAUGAUCCCGUCACGCUCCGUCUCACAGACCGCAAACUCCUGGAAGUAGAACCAGGUUCUGGGUUCAUCCGGUUUCUGCAGGUUUCUUCACUCAAGGGCUUCGAGUCUCGUCUGAUGCGGAGCGACGGCUCUGACCGUCACUUCACUUCCUACCAAAAACACCGGAAACGCUUUGUGUGCUUCUGUUACGGCUUAGUUUUAUUUCUUUAUGUAAGUGUGUGAGAGUGUGUGAGAGUGUGUGUGUGUGUGCGUGUGUGUGUGUGUGUGUGUGUGUGUGUGUGUGUGUGUGUGUGUGUGUGUGUGUGUGUGUGUGUGCGUGUGUGUGUGUGUGUGUGUGUGUGUGUGUGUGUGUGUGUGCGUGUGUGUGUGUGUGUGCGUGUGUGUGCGUGUGUGUGUGUGUCUGUGUGUGUGUGUGUGUGUGUGUGUGUGUGUGUGUGUGUGUGUGUGUGUGUGUGUGUGUGUGUAUGUAUGUGUGUGUGUGUGUGUGUGUGUGUGUGUGUGUGUGCGUGUGUGUGUCUGUGUGUGCGUGUGUGUGUGUGUGUGUGUGUGUGUGUGUGUGUGUGUGUGUGUGUGUGUGUGUGUGUGUGUGUGUGUGUGUGUGUGCGUGUGUUUGAUGAAGCACGUUUGAAUUUGUUCUUCCACAAACAUUUAUUUUUUUCAGCUCAUAGAUUCAGAGUCACUAAAUUAACUUGUUUUCUUUCUGAGUGUCGAGUCUGUUGAAGUUGUAUACGUUUGUCAAUAUUUUUUUGCAGUCACUGUAAUUAUAUCGUUUGUAUUUUCAUGCAGGUGAUUCUCGACAUUUGAUUAAAAGCUUUUCUGAAGUAAUCCCACUCGUAAUUGGUAUAAGUAUGCUCAGAUUGUUAUGAGCUGCUGAUUAUUGGUGCAGAGCAUCAGUGUUUAUGAUGAUGAUGAUGAUGAAGGCUCUGAUUGGUUAAACUGCACAUGAAUAAACCUCAUCACUGUUUAAAACUGAUCAUGUUCAUGUUUCCGCCCAUCCAACAGUCGAGGUCACCCAUGCGUUUGUUUUGUUUUGCGAUGAUGAUGAUGUCACAACAUCCUGUUUCCAUGGUUACGGACAGAUGCAGCAUGAUGCGUUUCCUGUUGCAUUUGCUUCCUGCAACAUGUACAAAGUUACAGUUUGUUAGAUUUAUUUGUUCCUGUAAUAAAACAUUUUAACCCUUUUA
This is a messenger RNA of Onychostoma macrolepis, 3303 nucleotides long. RefSeq names its product transcriptional repressor p66-alpha-like. The record is from RefSeq and is a predicted model, not a curated record. Gene Ontology annotation, molecular function: sequence-specific DNA binding. The transcript is spliced from 12 exons. Bases 381 to 2168 code for a protein of 595 amino acids. Lineage: Eukaryota; Metazoa; Chordata; Actinopteri; Cypriniformes; Cyprinidae. Gene Ontology annotation, cellular component: NuRD complex. Gene Ontology annotation, biological process: negative regulation of transcription by RNA polymerase II.